AUGCGUUGGUUUGUGGACUUCCUCGGAGGACACGAGUCUCGAAAUUUCCUCGCAGGCAGUGUGUCGACGUUCAGGAACAAGCUCUUCACGAUUGCAUGGCCCUGCUGGACAGACACGGAGGACGCUCUGAAAAAAGAGAUCGAGUCGCACUUUCUCCAGAGUUCGUUCUCCCUCCUCAAGCAGCAGGAGCACGCUGCAAACGCCGAGAAGAAGGGCACCAAACGAAAGGCAACCUCGCAGCAGAUGCAGGACGACAUGGAGGACGACAACGAGCAAGCGGACAAUGAGGAGCACACGGGUGACCAGAUGGAAGAGGUAGCAGCUGGACGAAGCACACGUUGUACAGAGUUUGCAACGUCGAGCUUUGCAACGAUUGUUCUUUUGCAUCAAUGGCACCAGGGUAUGCGCAAAGAUGCCAAAUGGAAGAAGCCGGCAGAGGAGGUAUCCAAGCUGGCCGGGGAGUUGCUUCAAGGCCUCGCUUCCUUGUUCCUGCAGACCCCGCAGGACUUCUCAUUCACGUGGGACGGAAACACUCUGGUGCUGCCGUUCAAAGGAGGUUCGCUGGACGUGGACGAGGUUGUACUGCAAAACAGUUUACUUGCUAAAGUACUACACCGCGAUCGUUCCCGAUUCAUGGACGUGCUGCAGGAUGUGAAUGUGGACUGCACCCGUCGGACAAUUGGAGACACUCGCAAGUCAUCUAGUUUGAGGACGAAGUACUACUUGUUGGCGGCUUUGGCACGUGCCAUGGAUUCGUCGGACGACACGCAUUCCUGCUGGACAUCUUUGAAUGUGAAGCAAGUGAUGCAGCUUAGGAGCACCUCCGGAUAUCGUCGGUCGUCCACGAGUUUUCGACAAGAGGUUGCGAGUUCAUCGAAUGCCACACGCAGGACACUUACCUCCACAUUGCAAGGACAUGCGUUCACCGUGCAGGACAGCAGCGAACAGCAGGACGAACAAAAGAUCAAGAAGCACGCUUCUAUGGACGCACACAGGCUAGCACGCAUGGAGCGAUACGCCUAUGUCACGCAGGGCAAGUCAGAUUUCCUCUCGACGGACAUUUUGUGCGUGGUGGCAGAUGCAGUGCACGUGGGAAGUGACGAUUGGCUGAACAUCAUGGUGUACAACCACACGACGGACAAAGUUUGGGUCUGCCCGCCGCAGGUCCAGAAAUCGUCCGUCUUGUCGGCUGAGCAGUGGAAAGCUAUGUGGAACAAGGCUUCCAAGAAGUUCCUCGGGAUCGAGAAACCCGUUGGACCUGGUCAUGCGGAGGACCGGCUGGCCACACUGUCUUGGAUGCAGGACAUAAACCACGGCUUGCGACCCAUUGGCUGGACUUUUGGCUGCUGCCAGAGCACGCCGGCCGGCCCCGCGGAGGACGACACGAAGGCUAAACGUGCACCGAUCAUGAUUUUGUGCACCGACCAAGAAGCAACACAGCUGGCGGCUGUCUCCUUCUUGAGGAACAAAAAGAGCCUCUGGAUCGAACACGUCUCGGACCCCGCCCACAGGUCGCACAACGACGUGGCUUUGGCCUUGUCGGCCGCUGGACUCCUGAAGUUCUGCACAUGGUGCAUCUCGCUGUACAACAUCAGGUAUGGACCCUGGCAGAAGGGCUCGUGGGCGUUGAAGAUCCAGCAAGCCGCAAAUCGCAUGAAGGACAACAUGGACCCCUCGGACCCGAUAUUGCUCCUUUUCUUCCCGGACAUUCUGCUGGACGCCGGCCUCUCCCCCCUGGACGACAACACGGAGGAGAAACGCAGGUCGUUUUUGCAGACAUUACCCGACAUGGACUGCAUCCGCAUCAAGGGCACGAAGGCCAGCAAGAGUCGGUUCAAUUCCCUGACGACGGCCCACAGCGCGCUGGACAAAGAGUGGUCGGUCUUGGCUUUAGUUCUCACGGUGGUCUGCUUGGAGCACAACUGGGCAGUUUCCACUAAGGACCUCUUCUCGCAGGACAGCAACCAGGCCCGUGCCUCGGUUCCAUAUGGUGGAAGCAAGUCUUCUGCCAUACAGGAGGCCAAGCAAGGCAUGGACCAGGAGCGGAAGGGCAGCGCGAACAGUCUACACUUAAUGACGAAGUUCGUGAUCUCGCAGGACAACAAGACGACAGCCAGGAUGAUGUUCCAGGUCUUGCAACCCGAAGAGCUUCGUUGUUCGCUCAUGCUCAAGCAGCUGCGUUCCAAAGGCAUGACGAAGGACUACUACUCUGGCUGGGCACACUGGUCUUGGAUGAGCACUGCAAAGGACCACGUCAGGACUUUGUCGAAUUUGGAAGGUUUAUCUCGUGUCGGCCUCGACCUGACACUGGCACGCGCACAACCCCCGGAGGAGACAGAGCUUGUCUGGCAGGACUCGCUCGCAGGCCAAAUGACGCAGUUGACACUACAGAUCCUGCGGCUGCGGGCCGGGGCACAGCUGUACCAUACUGGAGGUUUCGGUGCGACCGCAGGACUAGUCCAUGCUGAAGAGCAGUUCCGUCGGGCAAGCUUGGAUUUUUUCAAAGAGAUGCAGUCUUGUAUCCAGGACACGCACAGUGGUGGUUCUCGUAUGGCAAAAAAAUUGCUCGAAGGUCAUUUCUCCCAAGGGCCGAUUAGUCGGUACAUCCUCGCCGAUCUUUGCACUACCCGGUUUCAGAGCCUUACGGAGGACGUUGCACACGUAUUGACCAGCAUUUGGUCGGGCCUCUUGAACACGAAGAUCAUCGAAGACUGUAAUAAAGUCCAGCGCGAGGCCGAGCAACGACAUUCGUCUUCGAAGGACUUGGGUCGUUUGGACGGAUGGAAGGCUGUGACCCAACAGGCCGUGGUCAAGAUGUACGAGAGGGUGGAGGCACUGUCAACGGAGCUCUACCACACGCCGGCAGCGUUUGACGUGGCCAAACUUUUCUGCAAAGACACCGAGAAGAAGAAGAUUCAAGCAGUUCGUCGUCGUUCCGAUUCGUCGGUCAGCACGCAGGUCAGUGCCUCGGAGGUGCAGGAAGCACAGCUUCUUGCAGACGUGACGAAGACGAGGGACUGGGUCUCCCACAACCACGCCGAGGAACAGGAGGUUUUGGCUGCCUUCAGUUUACUGAUGAAGGCGUGGAGGGCCAAGCGAUGGUCGCUUUGUGAAGAAGGUUGGUGCUCUGGACUUUUGCCCGAAGGACAUGUUGUACUGGCAGGUGCAGACACGUUGUUCAUCGUUCGGACAUACCGUUUGGCUGCACUCGCAUGGCCCGGCAAGAUCGUUAAGGACAAGGACCAUGAGUUUUUCGAAUUCAACAUGGGCGUUCGGUCUCUCUUUUGGAUGCACAGCACAUCUUUGGACUUGGAAGUGUUGCGGCUGCGAGUUGUUUCACCUCUGCGUGCCUCGGCUGCAGUACAGUUGAACAUUGUCAGCCCGACACGGACAUUCUCUACAUAUAUAUUCGUCCUAUAA
This is a messenger RNA of Symbiodinium sp. CCMP2592, 3420 nucleotides long. Lineage: Eukaryota; Dinophyceae; Suessiales; Symbiodiniaceae. The record is from the annotation of a GenBank genome assembly.